AUGACAUCAAUAUUUCUUCAAAUCACGUGGACAACAACAACGACUUCUUUUUUUUUUUCCAGUUCAAUUAGCCAAAUCUCAUGCACUCCUCAAGAAUGCCAAUUGACAGAACGGAGAUGCAGAGAGAAACUCAGUGCGAAAGCAAGUACCAACCUUCUUUAUACUGAAUUGGUAUCAGACACAACUGCUAGACACUUUCCCAGCACUGCUAAUCCAAAGUCCGGCUACCGUUGGAAUCUCUUCGAGACUUCGCACCCAUUAACGUCAUUUACCACGAUUGACCGGCCGGAACGGCUUUACCAGGACGUCCAUGAUCCGGCCGAAAUUGGACCAUCUUUACCAACCCAGAGACUGACGCAGUUUCAACCAUAG
Molecule: messenger RNA, 372 nt
Organism: Kluyveromyces lactis
Lineage: Eukaryota; Fungi; Ascomycota; Saccharomycetes; Saccharomycetales; Saccharomycetaceae
Exons: 1
Coding region: 1-372 (123 amino acids)
Source: RefSeq, a predicted model, not a curated record